Cornus florida is the source of this 1593-nucleotide messenger RNA. RefSeq lists its product as uncharacterized. The coding region runs from base 57 to 1325 and encodes 422 amino acids. The transcript has a single exon. Gene Ontology annotation, cellular component: plasma membrane. Gene Ontology annotation, biological process: protein localization to plasma membrane; phosphatidylinositol phosphate biosynthetic process. The record is from RefSeq and is a predicted model, not a curated record. Lineage: Eukaryota; Viridiplantae; Streptophyta; Magnoliopsida; Cornales; Cornaceae.
CUCUCUCUCUCUCUCCAGAGACACCGGAGUCCACACACCCCACCCAACGCACCAUAAUGGAUUUCCACCUGAACCACACCUCCGGCGGUUCACCUUCCUCCUCCACCUCCUCCUCCGACCCAAACCAAAACCCUAAUUCCAACCACCACCACCGCAACGGCGGUCACCAACACCACCACGAAACCGAUCCAAUGCAAUCCUGGUGGGAAUCCAUCUCCAAAGCCCGUUCUCGUAUCCACCUCCUCUCCUCCAUCCUUCCUCACUCCACCUCCUCAUCUCCGCCUCUCUCCUCCCUCGCUGACUCCGACUGCCCCGCCCGCUCCCUACUCUCCUCCCUCGCCGCCUACUCCGCCCUCUCCGCCUCCCUUUCCUCGCCCCUCUCCGGCACCGGCGACGACCCUCUGUGCCACUGGCUCUACGACACCUUCCAGUCCUCCGAUCCUGAUCUCCGCCUCGUCGUCCUUUCCUUCCUCCCCCUCCUCUCCGGCCUCUACCUCUCUCGCAUCCACUCCGACACUUCCGCCGCCGCCCCUUCUCUGGCCGGAUUCGAGGCCGUCUUGCUCUCUCUCUACGCGGCCGAAACCAAAUCUCGCGCCGGCAAACCCAUCCUCAUCAACAUCCCGGAUCUCUCUCAACCCUCCCUGUAUCACUCUCCUCGGAACAAACCCAAUCCCAAUCUGAACAACCAAUCUCGGCCCUCGAUCGGAGUCCUCUCCGCUCCGCUCGAGCCCCAAAUCGCCGUGAAAUCAACCAAACGAGCCUGCAUUGUUGGUGUAGCCCUAGAUUGCUACUACAAGCAGAUCUCUCAGAUGCCCAGUUGGUCCAAACUCGAUUUCUGUCGCUUCGCCGCCGAUUGGGCCGGACAGGAUUGCCCCUGCAAGACGGAAUUCGACAAAAACGGAGAGGAGAUUGGAAAUGAUUAUUUUUCCGAAGGUACUACUAGGGAUCUUGAGAUUGAUGAUGUGGUGGAGGAGAUGGGGAAUUUGGGGAUGAAUGGAAAUUCAUCGAAUUCGGUUCCGAGAGGGGCGAGGAUUCCACUUCCGUGGGAGCUUCUGCAACCGGCGUUGAGAAUUCUGGGUCACUGCCUCUUGGCUCCUCUCAAUUCAGAGGAUGUUAAGGACGCUGCGUCAGUGGCAGUGCGGUGUUUGUAUGCUAGGGCUUCUCAUGAUUUGGUUCCACAGGGGAUUUUGGCGACACGGAGUUUGAUUCAGCUCGAUAACAGAGCAAGAGAGGCUGCAAAGGCAGCAGCAGCCAUUGCAGCUGCUUCGAAUGCUAACACACCCAGUAAAGCUAAGAAGCCAGAGAUUUUUUUAGCUUCAAAAUGAUCGCAGAGUAUGUAAGGUUUCGGCUUUUUUUACUUUUUAUUUUUUGCUAUUCUGUUGUAUUGUUUGAUUUGUAUGUCCUUUUUAUUUUGUGUAGGUUGGAUUUUUAUAUUUGUAUUUAUACUUAUGUAGAUUGAUUGUAGAGAUCAUAAAUAGUUGUGUAUGGAUAUUGUCACUGUGUGCAACCCAUUACUUGGACAUGCUUUCAUGGUGUUUUGAUUUGUCACCAAUGUAUUUUCUUAUCUGUUUUGAAUCUUGCUGUUUUAUUGAA